CGAAGGGAGUCACCGAAUCGGGACACGAGGAAGCAGAACGUAUGAGGCAGGAGGCUAGAGAAGCACGCGCCUCAGAAAAAGCAAGGAAGAAAGGUGAAGAGCGGCGAAAAGUUGCACGUUGAGAAGGAGCAGCGAGCAUUAAUGAAGAAGGAUGUGAAUAUGACGGUUGCUGUCAGGAUUAGCGAACUGGAAGACAACUGGUUUAAACGGUUGCCAGGCGUUAUUGGACCAUUGUACUCGGCGGUGAAGGAUUCUGGUAAGAAGAAGGUUACAUAUCGAUCUGACAUUGAAUCGCGGUCUGACUAUGAGAGCGAAGCGAGUGAUAUGAGCGUCACUCAAGAGCUAAGCGAGCAAGCGGCACAACUGCAGAUCUCGGAGAAGCAGAAACGAGGCUCGAAAGUUGUCGUUGAUGACAACCCUCCAAUGGAGAGGACCCCAAAGCGGACGCCGAAGCGAGGCAGACAAAAACCCGUGAAGCUAACGGCCCGCAUGACAAGAUCGAAGACGAGGCGAUCACCGGGCAGGACAACGCUGAACUUGAAGAAAACACAUGUGCGUGCUCCUACCGUUAGAUCACCAGUUAAGACUCCAUUGGCGGGACGUAGGACCCCCAAGACGUCGAAGCCUCGCAGAGAGAUGGCAGUAGUGCCUCCAGUAUGCACUCCCGGUACGCGCGGAGCACUGUCGAAGCCUCGCAAAGAGAUGGCAGUAGUGCCUCCAGUAUGCACUCCCGUUACGCGCAGAGCACUGGAGCGCCUACAGUAUCAUAACAAAGUUAUUGACGAAUUCAAGACCUUUGACGCGAUCGAAUUGCAGAAGGUUUGUAAGAAGGAAGGUGUCCCGUACAACCGGAAGAUCAAGUCGAUUUUUGAUACCACCGACAAGAGGGCCAUGCUGAGGUUCGGAGCCACGGUCUCGGCAGAGGCCGAGAUCAUUAGUAUUGACAAAUCCGCGACACCUACUGAAGGACCGGAUCGAGAUGCACCACCGGAAGUCGAGGAGGCGUGAGAACCGUUGGAGACGCUGCUAUGGCAACUUUGCAGAUGCAUUACCGAGUUGAGGGGGGAAUCGUAUUGUUUUGAUUC
Molecule: messenger RNA, 1085 nt
Organism: Chara braunii
Lineage: Eukaryota; Viridiplantae; Streptophyta; Charophyceae; Charales; Characeae
Source: the annotation of a GenBank genome assembly